Molecule: messenger RNA, 5685 nt
Organism: Lemur catta (Ring-tailed lemur)
Lineage: Eukaryota; Metazoa; Chordata; Mammalia; Primates; Lemuridae
Gene: DBNL
Product: drebrin like
Exons: 13
Coding region: 3567-4892 (441 amino acids)
Biological process (GO): neuron projection morphogenesis; positive regulation of dendritic spine morphogenesis; postsynaptic actin cytoskeleton organization
Cellular component (GO): dendrite; lamellipodium; postsynaptic membrane
Molecular function (GO): actin filament binding
Source: RefSeq, a predicted model, not a curated record
UCUGCUAGGCUGUCAGUGGUAGAUCUCAUCUUGCAGCUGAUGGGGCUUUACAGUACUGCACACCUGGAUCUGGAGUGUCUGGAAUAACCCUGGGCAACCCCCACACAGGGUCUGCUCUCUGGUCUGCAAGUAUGCACAGCCAUAUAUGGUAGUUCCCUAUCACUUUCCCAUUUACUUAAUUUACUUAAACUAUUUUCGCUGACCAGUUCUGAGCACUUCCAGUUCUGGGAAAUAUGCUGAGAAUGAUGGGCUAAGGUGACCAACCUUGGAGAAUAGAAACUGGACCUUAGAGGCUGAGUCAUGGUGAGGCCACCCUGUAGUCAGCACUGAGGCCCUUCCGUCUAAGUCUGCCCGCUGUGUAGGGGCCAUCUCCACUUGUCUAAGCAGUUUUCUCAUCUCCUCUGCACUUCCCUGGUGCCCAGCACAGAGUGCCUUUCAUACAGUGGCACCGUUGGGACACUGAGGACAUUGUAGCUUUGCCUUUCCUUCAGCCACAGGCCAUUAGGGAAAGAGCUUCAGAACACCAGUUGCCUGAGUGUGCAGAGUCUCUUCUGUCAGGUCUGGGGCCAAGUCACCAUGGGUGCCCCAGAUGGCACUUGUGCCAAACAGCAUAUGCUCUGUUUGGGAGGCAUCUACCUCGGGAAGGAUGUCUUGUGACUUCCUUGGUAGGAUUUCUCUGCCUUCUCUCCUUAUCAUCCCUCAGGAAAUUCACCCACAUGUCACUGUUAUUUUUCUCAGGAGAGUUUCUAGGUAUCAUUUCUCUGUUCUGCUUCUCUCCUGUUCCUGUUGGUGAUUCUCAGAGGGCCCUUAGACUUCUCCUGUUACUUCAAACCCUGUCAAAAGUAUCUCCUCAUUGGGUGCCCCAUUUUCACAUCCAUAUGAUGCCACCUGGCUUUGGAACCCAGAAGAAUCUCUGCCCCUCUCCAGCCCUGCCCAGUUAGGGAUUUUGUUCCUUUCUUUACAUGCUCUUGAUCAUGAGGUUUACUGUACUGACUCACCUAGGAGACUUCUAGUCCCCCUAAUCAGUCGCCCUUCCGGGUCUCUCUUCAUGCUCCAUCUUCUCCGGAACUAUUGCUGGUUUGGGGAUGAUGCCUUGCAGCCCACCUGGCAGUUUGGGCUUCCCGCUUCAGGGCUCCCACGUUUCUAGCCUCUCCUUGGGCUUAUCAAAGCUGUCUGUUAUCACCCCUGGUCUGGCACUUACCCACCCCACCUACUCUCUGUCCCUGAUGAGGGUGCUGAGCUUCCUCUGUCCUCUCAGCCAGUCAGAACCCACCCAACUCACCUCACCCAACCCCAGGCUCCUUAGCACUGUGGGUUAUACCAUUCAGCAUGAACCCCUGGCCUCCACCCUCAUUGUCACAGCCAUUAAGGAAGUUACUCAACAGAUACGGUGUGGCAGGUCCCCUCUCACUAGCUGAAAAAAUAUUCUGACCACGUCACUUCUGUGCCUGUAAUUCUGCAGUGGCUUCCUGUUGCACCUUGAAGAAAGCCCAGACUCCUUGCUCCACAUGACCCAAAUGCUGCCACUCCUCCCUCUUGUCACACUGGCCACACCUGUUUACCACCACUCCCUGGCCGUCUUUCUCUUCCUCAAAUUUGCAAGCGGUUCCUCUUCAGAGCCCCUGCUCUUGCUGCUUCCUCUGGUGGGAGCAUACUUCUUCCGUGUCAUCACAGGAGGCUCCUAGCCUUCACUUCUCUGCUCCGAGGCUGCCUUCUCAGAGAGGCCUACCUUGAUCCCUGCUCCCUGGCUGUAGUCACGUUUUCCAUCUCCCUGAUUGACUUCCCUUGGACACAUGCCAGAAACCCUCAUGGGUUUUCUUGUUACCUUUAUCUCUUCACUAGAAGGGGUUGGGUGGGCCCUGUCUCUGUCCUCAGCGCCUGGUUCAGGGUGGUUAUGUGUAGUAGAUGCUCAGAUGAAAGAUGGACUGUGGGCCGGGCAUGGUGAUUCGCUUGAGGCCAGGAGUUCCAGCCUGGGUGACAGAACGAGACCCUGUCUCUAUUUAAAAAAAAAAAAAAAGGUUGGACUAAGAGCCAUACAGAAAAAGUGGCAGAGGAUAUUAGAGGCAGAAGAGGUGAUCUCCAGUUCGGUGGGUCAUAAAAUGUUUCACACAAUGAGCUGGGGCAUUGGGCCAGGCCCUGAGGCCAGAUGGGGUGAGGGGCCACACAUCAGCUCUCCUGCCCCCUAUCUUGUGGUUUGUUCUCAGGUGGUUCAUGUGUCACCUCCUGUGUCUGCUUAAUUUCAUAAUUUUUACGGGGAUAUAAACAUUUGGUUUACACCUAUUGCAUUUGCACUGGCCAAGUCAGAGCUACAAGCAUGGCCCUCUCAGACCAUGCCUGUCGCACCCAUUAGAUGUGAAUUUACCCGUGCCCUCCUCUCCCCUCCUGUAAGGUGCCUAUUAUUAUAUACUUUCUUGCUGUGCACAGGCCAGGGCACUGUUUUUUUUUUUUAUGAUUUGAAAGAAGGGCAGAACUCUAAUCAAAUGUGGGAAUAAGCCUUUGAACUGGGAACAUUCUUGAAAGUGGCUUAGACUGCAGCCUGGGGUGUAGGGGUUGGGAGAUGAAGUCGGAGGGUUAGGGGCAGGUACCGAGCUUAGCUCUUAUUAGCUGCUGGAUCCCUUCUUGCAAGAGCUGGGUUGAGUUGCCAUCUUCUGUUCCCUGUUGCUUGUGCCAGUUCCCUGUCUUCUGGCAGCCAGGGCUUUGUGACCAUCAAGAGGAAUGGGCUUCUUUUCUCCAGAGAGCUCCAGCAGCUCAGGCUGACAGUGCACCACGUCCCAAAUCUUUCUCCUUGUUUCUCUGUGGUCUUUUCUUUAGUCACUUUUCUCUGAGUGUUUUUCUCUCUCAGUGUUUUUCACCUUCUGUAGUCUCUCCUGGUGGGAAGUGGCUCUUCCUGGUGGCCCAUCUCCUCCCUACCAGGCAGAUCCACUGGGCCUGGGUCUCAUUUCUUCCAUCUUUCUCAGGCAUAGGCAUCCCUGCCAGGUGGCAUUGGCAGGGCUCUGGGUAAGCCAAGUUGAAACUGAUUUGGUUGUUGUCUGACUAUUUAUCCCUGGAGCUUCGGUCUGGCCUGCCUUCCCAGGCCUGUGCUCCAGAGCCCGGGGAGACAAGAAACACUGGACCUUUGACUUGCAGUCUGAUGGGUCACUGCCCUCACCCCGUGUCCACCUGCACUGCUGAGGGUGUUGAACUGCUACAGGGUUGGUGCUGACAGCUGGCUCCAUGUGUACCACAGGGAAGCCCCCACACAGCUUAUCUCCAGGAGACCACCUCUUCCAGAAUGUUCUCCUUUAGUAACCUUUGUUCUGGUCAAGGGACUGUCCAUGGCCUAGAUUUAAUAAAAUUUACCGUAUUUCCUCAACACCUCUGGGGCACAAGUUUAAAAAGGUCAGAAUCUUUUCCAAAGUUCUUAUGAAUAAUUAGUCUUACAGGAGAAGGAAGGCAUGGUCCAGGUGUCACCCAGGGAAAGAUAAAGCUCCAAUAGAUAGAUUUGCCCACAGACCCAUGAGGGGGUUGAUGGGUCCCUGGUUUUAACUGUGUGACUCAAUGUUGUGUCAUUGCCCCUGCGGUUUCUGAUGCUGAACACAACCUGUAAAAUCCGCAUUUGCCGGAGAGUCUCAAGCCCAGAAGGACCCACUGCCCCACCGGCCAGGCUUUACGGGAGCUGGGGCAGACACGCACAGGCAUGGGCUCUCUUUACCUAUGAAGGCAACAGCAAUGACAUCCGUGUGGCCGGCACGGGGGAGGGUGGCCUGGAGGAGAUGGUGGAGGAGCUCAACAGUGGGAAGGUGAUGUACGGCUUCUGCAGAGUGAAGGACCCCAACUCCGGCCUGCCCAAGUUUGUCCUCAUCAACUGGACUGGCGAGGGCGUGAACGAUGUGCGGAAGGGGGCCUGCGCCAGCCACGUCAGCACGAUGGCCAGCUUCCUGAAGGGGGCCCAUGUGACCAUCAACGCGCGGGCUGAGGAGGACGUGGAGCCCGAGUGCAUCAUGGAGAAGGUAGCCAAGGCCUCUGGUGCCAAUUACAGCUUCCACAGGGAGAGUGGCCGCUUCCAGGACACGGGGCCGCAGGCCCCAGUGGGCUCUGUGUACCAGAAAACCAAUGCUGUAUCUGAGAUCAAAAGAGUUGGCAAAGACAGCUUCUGGGCCAAAGCUGAGAAGGAGGAGGAGAACCGCCGGCUGGAGGAGAAGCGGCGGGCCGAGGAGGCACAGCGGCAGCUGGAGCAGGAGCGCCGGGAGCGGGAGCUGCGUGAGGCCGCGAGCCGGGAGCAGCGCUAUCAGGAGCAGGGUGGCCCUCAGAGCAGGAUGUGUGAGCAGGAGCAAGAAGUGGUUUCACGCAACAGAGAGGAGCAGAAGUCUGCCAGUCAGCAGGCCACACACGCGAGGGAGAUUUUCAAACAGAAGGAGAGGGCCAUGUCUACCACCUCUGUCUCCAGCCCUCAGCCAGGCAAGCUGCGGAGCCCCUUCCUGCAGAAGCAGCUCACCCAACCGGAGACCCCCUUCAGCAGAGAGCCAACUCCCGCUGUCUCAAGGCCCAGGGCAGAUCUCUGUGAGGAGCCGGCACCCGGCACUCCUCCACAUCUGGUGCAGGCGGAAGAGGAGGCUGUGUAUGAGGAGCCCCCGGAGCAGGAGAACUUCUACGAGGAGCCCCCACUGGUGCAGCAGCAAGGUGCUGGCUCUGGGCACAUCGACCAUCACAUGCAGGGCCAGGGGCUCAGUGGGCAAGGGCUCUGUGCCCGGGCCCUGUACGACUACCAGGCAGCUGAUGACACAGAGAUCUCCUUCGACCCUGAGAACCUCAUCACAGGCAUCGAGGUGAUCGACGAAGGCUGGUGGCGUGGCUAUGGGCCAGACGGCCACUUUGGCAUGUUCCCUGCCAACUACGUGGAGCUCAUUGAGUGAGGCUGGGAGCCUGUCUUUCCCUUCCCUCUCAGACGUGGCUUCCUUAUUCCUGGAAGAGGAGGCCUCAGAGUUAGGUUCGGCACUCUUUCAGGAAUGGUGUCCCUAAUGAGGACGGGGCCUCGGGGCUCCUUCUGGCUUGGGUGGCUCAGCCUGUCACUCCAAAUGCAGCAAUUACCUGGUGAUUCCCAGACACACUUCCUGCAGGCUCCCAGGCCCUCCCAGGCAGCCUGGCCCUUGACCCCAACAGGAUAUUGAGCCAGGCUCCGCCUGUGGCCAGCCCCCUUGUGACCUCGUGUGUCUGCUGCCAAGCUAGGGACAGGGGUUCUGAGCUGGGGCAUCUGGAGGCUCCAGGCUGCCUUUUACAUUUGCCUUUUCUUUUUCUCAUGCUUGUAAGGGGUGGUGGCUGUUUAGAAUGACCCUUGGGAACAGUGAACUUAGAGAAUUGCUUUUAGCAGAGUUUGUGACCAAAGUCAGAGUGGAUCAUGACGGUUUUGGCAGCAGGGAAGUCAUCUUACUGGAGCCUGUUCUGUGCUCCCCACUCCAUUUCUCUGUCCCUCUGCCUGGGCUGUGGAAGUGGGAACAGGGAUGACCAAGCUCCCAUCUCUGGGUACGUGAAAACAACAGACACAAUGUGCUCUUCCAUGUGGCUCACUCACUGCUGCCCCCCCCCCGGUGUGCGCUCAGCUGACUCUGGCUUCAGGAAAAGUAACACAGAGUGGCCUUUGCCUGUUGUCUGCCCACUAUUUUCUGUCCCAGCCUAUCUGUGUCUCUGAACAAUUUGCGUUUGGACUAA